AUGGUACAGCAACACGCCUUGCAGGGGCUGCCGGGCAUACCCACCCUCUUCCGUGCCGCCACGCCCAGACGCCCUGCAAUCUUUCCGAAGCCCCUCAGGGUGCUAGCUAUUGAGACAUCAGCGGACGACACAUGUGUUGCUCUAUUCAAAUGCUCUGCUGGGACACGGCCGGGUCGUCUGGCUUACAGCGAGCGAGUUUCUUGUCCCAAUCAUGAACUCCGAGGGAUCCACCCGGUAGAGGCUGUGAAGAGCCAUACCAAGCACUUGCCCGCACUCGUCCACAAGGCGAUGCAGUCGCUGGUGGCCGCCACGCACCAUGCCGGAUAUAUUCCGAUAUCAACUGAAGAAGUAAUUUCCUCAAAGCCAGAUCUAAUAGCCGUGACUCGAGGUCCUGGCAUGGGCGGCUGUCUCAGCGUCGGUGUGAAUACGGCUAGUAACGCCGUCGCCUGGUCAGUACCGGUCAUCGGCGUUCACCAUAUGCAGGCACAUGCCCUGACCCCACUGAUGGAAAGAGAGUUGUAUGAGGACCCAUCAGCCCGCAGCCCUGAAAAAAGCUACCCCUUUCUCACACUUCUUGUAUCCGGAAAGCACACGAUGCUGGUAUACACCAAGUCGGCCCUCAGCCACCGGAUCCUGGCUUCGGUGGAAGGUAUAGCUCUAGGCGACGUGCUGGACAAGUUUUCCAGGGAGGUAUUACCCCGAGGCUUUGUUCCCAAGGGUGCCACGACCGUCGUCUAUCCUAAACUUAUGGAGCGCUUCGUGCAAAUGCUCGACCCGACAGCCAAUUACCAAGCCCCCCCCACGCGCCACCAGGAACUUCUGAGCUACAAGUCCUGGUAUGGAUGGGAAAUUAGGCCACCGCUGGCAGAGUCCAAGGAGCUGGUAUACAAUUUCACCUCUCUUCAUGGUAAUACCUUACAGCUUCUAUCCCAAAAACCUGAUAUGUCAAACAACGAGAGACGAGAGCUGGCUCUUCAUACAAUGAGACUUGCUUUCGAGCACGUUAUCAGCAGAGUCGUCCUGGCCCUCCAAAACGACAGCGAACUGGUAGCACAGCGCCCAAAGACUCUUGUCUUGUCCGGCGGCGUGGCAAGCAACAUGUUCCUACGCAAAGUCGCCCAGUCCAUGCUCGCAGCCCGCGGCUUCGAGGACAUCAAGCUGAUCGCACCAAGCCAGCAGUUCUGCACCGAUAAUGCCGCCAUGAUCGCUUAUGCCGGAGCAGAGAUGUUCCGCGACGGCUGGAUCUCGAGCCAUGAGUUCACGCCAAUGAACACCUGGAGCAUCGAG
Messenger RNA from Cryphonectria parasitica EP155, 1287 nucleotides. RefSeq lists its product as uncharacterized. Gene Ontology annotation, cellular component: mitochondrion. The annotation marks the transcript as partial. The transcript has 7 exons. NCBI's taxonomy places the organism in Eukaryota, Fungi, Ascomycota, Sordariomycetes, Diaporthales, Cryphonectriaceae. Gene Ontology annotation, biological process: mitochondrial tRNA threonylcarbamoyladenosine modification. The record is from RefSeq and is a predicted model, not a curated record.